Asterias rubens (European starfish) is the source of this 952-nucleotide messenger RNA. Its product is annotated as S-crystallin SL11-like. Gene Ontology annotation, molecular function: glutathione transferase activity. The record is from RefSeq and is a predicted model, not a curated record. The coding region runs from base 125 to 748 and encodes 207 amino acids. The transcript has 5 exons. Gene Ontology annotation, biological process: glutathione metabolic process. NCBI's taxonomy places the organism in Eukaryota, Metazoa, Echinodermata, Asteroidea, Forcipulatida, Asteriidae.
CUUAUACACGUCACCUAUACGGUGCAUUGAAUGACUUCGCUAUAGUUAUAGCCAAAGCUACUAGUUGAACCAGCCAUUUCCCAAUCUUGACACCGACCAGUGAACACCCUCAUACGAAAACAAAAUGACGACUUACAAGUUACAGUAUUUCGAUGGUCGUGGUCGAGGGGAGGUUAUUCGCAUGCUGCUAAGUUUGGGCGGCAAGAAGUUCGAAGAUGUGCGAUACAGUAUGGCGCAGUGGGGUGAUGUAAAGAAAGAUCUACCGCUUGCACAACUGCCCAUACUACACGUUGACGGCAAACCACUCCUUGAUAGUUCGGCCAUUUCUUCUUAUUUGGCAAGAGAGUUUGGAUACUACGGCAGUAACAAUUGGGAGGCCGCGCUGAUUGACCAAGUUGUGGGCGUAAUAAUCGAUCUGUGGACCCCUCUUGUCAUGACAAUAUUCCUCCCAGACGAAGCAGCUCAGUUAGCAAAACAGAAGGAGAUCUUUGAUGGGAAGGCACACGGUUUUCUGAAGUUUCUUGAAGAUGCACUGUGUAAGAAUAAAGAGGGAGAUGGGUUCUUCGUUGGUGAUAAGAUCUCUCUUGCUGAUCUAAACUUCCACACCUCAUGGGAAACUCUGCAGAAUCUAAAAUACACCGAAAAGAACUUGGAUAAAUACCCCAAGUUAGCGGCCCUUCAAGCUCGCCUCUCGGCCGAUAAAGACCUAUCGGGAUAUCUAGCUGCAAGGCCAAAGCAUAACGUUUAGACUUACUUCUUGGGAGCAGUCAUCAUGAACACAGGAAUUACUGGACUGUUGAAUCGACACUGUUAACUGGUUACAGUGAAAUCGAACACAAUCAAAUAUCUCAAAAUGGCGAAACUUUUUAAGUAAUGUCCUUUUUUACCUAAAGGUUAUUCGAGUAUUCAUAGGAGGCCUAUCGGUGACCAAAGUGCAGGGCAUUGUCAAUAA